This is a messenger RNA of Pedinophyceae sp. YPF-701, 600 nucleotides long. The record is from the annotation of a GenBank genome assembly. Lineage: Eukaryota; Viridiplantae; Chlorophyta; Pedinophyceae.
AUGGAGGUGGACGCGGCGCCUGCGGCCCGCAAGGUCUGGAAGCCCAAGCAGGCCUUCCCUGACUCGGCGUACCGGCCGGUGGACUUCCGGAACGACUCGACGACGACGGAGAACCGCGCGGCGUGCAUGGCGCCGAAGGGCGUGACGCUGGAGCGCGAGAAGAGGAGGCAGGAGAAGUGCGAGGUGGUGGUGACGGUGGAGGACGAGGCCGGGCUGGGGCAGCAGAUCGACACGGACGCGAUGGCGAGCAAGCGGAACCACAACACGGUGGGCGUGGGCAAGGCGUCUGGCCGCGGGUGGAAGACCGCGGCGCAGCCGUUCCGCGCCAUGUCGGAGGUCAUGCGCAAGAAGCGCUCGCUGGAGGAGAUCAAGGCGGACCGCAAGUCGCGCGAGGCGGCCGCGGCGGCGCGGCGCGAGGUGGUGGAGAGGCGCAGGGCGCUGCUGCAGGCGGAGCGGGAGCGGCGGCGCAAGGUGCGGGAGCGCAAGGAGGCGAACCGCAAGGCGAGCGAGGUCACGCAGGAGAUUUCCAACCCCGCGACGCUCAAGAAGCUCCUCAGGAACAAAAAGAUGCGCCACAAGGUCCGGACGGCCGACGCGUGA